GCUGUUUCCGAACGCUUGGCGGAAGUUGCCGAAGCCCGGCUGAGGCGGCCAUAUUGGGAGCCGCCGCUGUGUGAAUCCGAGGGGCGGCAAGUGGCGUCCUGGCACCGGCGGCGGAGGGAAGACGGUGGCCCGAGCCCAGCGGAGGAGGCGCGGCGGGGCUUGGCCGCGUCCAGCCGGCCCGAGAGGCGCCUCAGACGGCGGGGGGUGCCCAGCGGGGUUUUUUCUUCCGGCGCGGCCUGGUCUCUAGCGCCUCAUCCCCGGCCUCGCGUGAUUCUGCAAGCCGGGCACCCUGCACCCUAGCCCGGCUUAGGAGGGGAGCCUUAUGCCUCGUCGGUGGUCGUGCCUUCCGACCGCCCAGUGAGCCCCCGUCCCCCAUGCUGGUGGCCUGGCCGCCCCCCUCGCCCUGAGGAGGAAGAGGAGAAGCGGAGGAGGAAGAGAAGGAGGACCCCGACCUCUUCCAGCUGGGUCAAGGAGCAGGAAGAGGGGGAGGCGCUGAGCAGCCGGGGGGACCCCCCCUCAGGCCUUUGCCAAGGGGAGCCAUGUCGAACAGCGGCCGCAGCCCCCUGCCCACCGUGACGGAGAACCUGGAGCAGCCGGCCUUGGGACACCCAGACUCCAAGCCCAGCACCAAGUCCAACAUGCUGCGAGGCCGCAUCCCUGCAACCGCCACCGACGAGCAGCCCCACAUUGGGAACUACCGCCUGCUGAAGACCAUCGGCAAGGGCAAUUUUGCCAAGGUCAAGUUGGCGCGCCACGUCUUGACAGGGAAAGAGGUGGCUGUGAAAAUCAUCGACAAGACGCAGUUGAAUUCCUCCAGCUUACAGAAGCUCUUCCGGGAAGUACGAAUAAUGAAGGUUCUGAAUCACCCGAAUAUAGUUAAAUUAUUUGAAGUCAUAGAGACGGAUAAGACGCUGUACCUCGUCAUGGAGUAUGCCAGCGGAGGGGAAGUGUUUGACUACUUAGUGGCUCAUGGAAGAAUGAAAGAGAAGGAAGCGCGGGCAAAAUUCCGACAGAUAGUGUCUGCUGUGCAGUACUGUCACCAAAAGUUCAUUGUACAUAGAGACUUGAAGGCAGAAAACCUGCUCUUAGAUGCCGACAUGAACAUCAAGAUUGCAGACUUUGGUUUCAGCAACGAGUUCACAUUCGGCAACAAGCUUGACACGUUCUGCGGGAGCCCCCCGUACGCCGCUCCCGAAUUGUUCCAGGGCAAGAAGUACGACGGGCCCGAAGUGGACGUCUGGAGCCUCGGGGUCAUCCUCUACACACUGGUCAGCGGUUCCCUGCCCUUUGAUGGGCAAAACCUCAAGGAGCUGCGAGAACGGGUUUUGAGGGGGAAGUAUCGUAUCCCCUUCUACAUGUCCACGGACUGCGAGAAUCUGCUGAAAAAAUUCCUUAUCCUGAACCCUAGCAAAAGAGGCACUUUAGAGCAAAUCAUGAAAGACCGCUGGAUGAAUGUGGGUCACGAGGACGAUGAGUUGAAGCCUUAUGUGGAACCUCUGCCAGACUACAAGGACCCUCGGCGGACAGAACUCAUGAUUUCUAUGGGCUACACCCGGGAAGAAAUUCAAGAGUCCUUAGUCAGCCAGAAGUAUAAUGAAGUGAUGGCGACGUAUCUGUUGCUAGGUUAUAAAAACUCAGAGCUCGACAACGAUAGCAUUACCCUGAAACCUCGUCCCCAGCCUGAGCUCGCCAACAGCACGGUUCCCUCCCCUUCGCACAAGGUGCAGCGCAGCGUCUCGGCCAACCCCAAGCAACGCCGCUUAAGUGACCAGGUACCCACCAUCCCAACCUCCACGUCUUACUCCAAGAAAACGCAGGCUGCCAACGCUGAGAACAAGAGGCCCGAAGAGGAGAGGGAGGCCGGGCGCAGCAAGACCGGGAGCACCGUCAAAGUGCCCGCCAGCCCCUUGCCUAGCCUGGAGAGGAAAAAAAGCACCCCUAUGCCCUCCACGAACAGUGUCCUCUCCACCACCACAAACCGAAGCCGCAAUUCCCCCAUGCUGGACCGUGCCAGCUUGGGCCAGAACUCCAUACAGAACGGCAAAGAUAGCCUAACCACUCCGGGCUCCAGGGCCUCUACCGCCUCCGCUUCCGCCGCCGUGAGCUCCGCGCGCCCGCGCCAGCACCAGAAAUCCAUGUCAGCCUCGGUGCACCCCUCCAGGCCCACCCUGCCCCCCACCGAUAAUCACUGCGAGGCCCAGCGACCUAGCACGGCCCCCCAGCGGGCUCCCGUGGCCUCCCCCUCCGCCCACAACAUCAGCAGCGCCCUCCCCGAGCGCACCAACUUCCCCCGAGGCAUCCAGAGCCGCAGCACCUUCCACGCCGGGCAGCUCCGGCCGGUCCGGGACCAGCAAAAUCUCUCCUACGGCCUCACGCCCGCCUCGCCUUCCGGCAACAGCCAGGGACGCAGGGGGGCUUCCGGGAGCCUCUUCAGCAAGUUCACCUCCAAGUUCGUACGCAGAGCCCCCACCACGAUGCCACAGCACCCCGCAGCCCAUCGUCUGCCAUCUGUCCACACUCGAAUCACAUUGGCCAGAAAUCUGUCUUUCAGGUUUGCCAAAAGGAACCUGCAUGAGCCCGAAAGCAAAGACCGCGUGGAGACGCUCAGGCCUCACAUGAUGGGCGGCAGCGGGGAGAAAGACCGGGACGAGAACCGGGAGGCCAAGCCGCGAUCGCUGCGCUUCACCUGGAGCAUGAAGACCACCAGCUCCAUGGAGCCCAACGAGAUGAUGAAGGAGAUCCGGAAGGUGCUGGAUGCGAACAGUUGCCAGUGCGAAUUGCAGGAGAAGUACAUGCUCCUGUGCAUGCACGGGGCGCCCGGCCACGAGGCCUUCGUGCAGUGGGAGAUGGAAGUUUGCAAACUGCCCCGCCUCUCGCUCAACGGCGUCCGCUUCAAGCGGAUAUCCGGCACUUCCAUGGCCUUCAAGAACAUUGCCUCCAAAAUCGCCAACGAACUCAAGCUUUAACGGCCACCCCGGGAGAAGGGGGGGGGUGGGGCGCCUGGCCUGCACACGCAACAGAGGAGGAAGAGGGGGUGUUCAGCUGGAAGAGAGCCGCAACUUCACUUGGAGAGGGGCCCGGGUGCCAGUGCCGGGCCAUGCAGGUGGGGGGGGCAGGGCAAGGGGGUGGAGGUGGGGUAUCCCCGCCGCCUCUCCAUCUCCCCCUUCCUCACCCUCCCCCCCCCCACUGAUGCAUCUCCAUGGAGACAGGGUGCCUGGGAUUGUGGUUGGCAGCCACCUAGCUGGUCUCCGUGGCAACAGUAAUGGGAGGGUACCAAGGGCUGAGGAAGCAUCCCUUUUGGUCUCCGUGGCGACCGUGGUACUUUUUCUUCCUUUUUUUUUCCACUUCUUCCUCCCCCUUCCCUUUCUCUCUCUCUCUCUCUCCCCCUCCCCUUUCCUUCUUGUAAAUGAGACAGGGUUUGACCAUUUUUACCAAACUGCAACAGGGACUCUCCCCUCCGGAGCAGGAGUGGGGGUAUCCUUUCCCACAAAACCGGAGUGGGCAGCCCGGGUCAGCGGAGGAGACCACAUCUGGCAGGAGGCUGUUGGGAUGGAGUGGGGGGGCAGCAGCUGGCCCCUUCCGCCGGUUGGGAAACGGAGAGCCCAGGGUCUGGCUGGGCAUUGACACAGCGCGCGGGGGUCCGUGUGUCCACCGGCCAGCACUAGAAGCCACGUGCCUCUUGCCAAGGGACGCCUCUGAGGCGCCCCCUCUGCCUGGUCCCUGCAGAUGACCCCCCCACACACAAACACGUGUGCACACACACACACACACUCCCCAAAGACCCCCAAUUCUCCCAAGGUUUUUUUUUUUUUUUUUUUUUUUUUGCUUUCCCCGUGCAACAUUUUUCCUUGCUAAUUGGGGAGCUGCUGGUGGGGUUGAACGGAGGGAGAGUUGGGGGCUGCCGAGGUCGCACAGCAACCCGGACCAUCACUCCUUGGUUUCCACACACACACACACACCCUUUAUACAGACAUGGCGUUAAGAGACUUGGUUUACACACACACAACGUAUAAUGGAACCCCUCCCCGGGUCCACAAAGGGGUUCGUUUCCGGUCUUGAAUGCUGCACAACCCCAUUCUGGGGUUUCACCUUCUCUUCCUCCCCUUCCCAGCACGUAUGCUGGGGGGGGGCACAGCAAGGCUUUUCACCCCUCCCUGCUCUUCUCCGGUGAUUCUCACAAAAGCCUUUGGAUGUUCAGGAUGGGUGGAAGAGUUUUGGGCCCGCCGUUUCACAGGUACGCUGCCCCUGGCUUUUCUGGAGAGCUCGGGUCGAUUUCUGCUGGAAAAAAAAGUGUGUGUGUGGGGCUCCUGUUUCCCCCCCCCCCAAAAAAAAUCUUUAUUUCCCUUUCCAAAGCACAAGAGCAACAACAACAAAAAAGAGACAGACAGACUUGGGCUUGGUUGCAGUCCCUUGCCUUCUCUUCGGCCUGGCUCUCUGGAUAUCUUUUCGUUGUCACAUUGCCCCCACCUCCCCCUCUUGAGAAUGUAUUUUUGGUCCUGGGGAGGGGGCUGUGCAGUCCCUUCCCCUUCUCCAACACAAACACACACACACACACACAAGUACGUAUGUACGUACAUGCCUGGUUUGUAUAUAACUGUACUGAUACCUCGGUUUUUGUGAGUGGUUAUAAUUUUUUUUUGUUGGUUUAAUUUCUCAUCACAACAUUGCCUUUUUUUU
This is a messenger RNA of Crotalus tigris (Tiger rattlesnake), 4677 nucleotides long. It is a transcript of the gene MARK2, whose product is annotated as microtubule affinity regulating kinase 2. NCBI's taxonomy places the organism in Eukaryota, Metazoa, Chordata, Lepidosauria, Squamata, Viperidae. Gene Ontology annotation, molecular function: protein serine/threonine kinase activity; ATP binding; tau-protein kinase activity. Bases 540 to 2966 code for a protein of 808 amino acids. The transcript has 20 exons. The record is from RefSeq and is a predicted model, not a curated record. Gene Ontology annotation, biological process: intracellular signal transduction; protein phosphorylation; microtubule cytoskeleton organization. Gene Ontology annotation, cellular component: cytoplasm.